AUGAAAAGUCAAGAAUUAGCAGAGAAAGCUAAAGUCGAGCUGACUGGAAGAAGGUUAUUAUGGAAUAUAAUCUGGUACGGAAGUCAUCUAGCUAUAUUCGCCUAUGGCUGGUAUUCUCAACAGACCAAUGCCAAAUUAGCAGCUUUGAACGGGUUGAAGUUCUCGGUGUGGACUUCGAGAGGUGCAGGUUUGGUUUUGGCUUUUGAUGGUGGAUUAAUAUUGGUUCCUAUGCUACGAAAUAUAUUGAAAUUGAUUAGACCGAAAUUAAUGUGGCUCUUCCCUGCCGAUGAGAACAUAUGGUUCCAUCGUCAAGUAGCUUAUCAGAUGGUAUUUUGGACAAUGGUACAUACCACAGCGCAUUAUGUAAAUUUCAUCAAUGUCGAAAGGACUCAAGUUCGUAAACAGACCGCUUGGGAGAUCCAUUAUACCCAACCUGGUGGUUUCACUGGACAUGUCAUGCUACUCAUCAUGUUCUUGAUGUAUACCACCGCCCAUUCGUCAAUAAGGAAACAAUGUUUCGAAGCGUUCUGGUAUACCCAUCACCUCGCCUUCUUCUUUAUGAUCGGAUUAUAUACCCACGCAACAGGAUGUUUCGUCCGUGAUUCGGUAGAUCCAGACUACAUACCUACUUUCCCUUUCUAUUCGACUGAACAUUGUUUGGGUUAUCAAAGUUGGAGAUUUACCAUCUGGGCAGGUAUACUGUACUUUGGUGAAAGGGUCUAUCGAGAAAUCCGAGCACGUCGAAAAACAGACAUCUCCGAAGUCCUCCUACACCCCUCGGGAGUAAUGGAAAUCAGAUUCAUAAAACCUUCCUUCAAAUAUAAAGCGGGUCAAUGGUUAUUUUUGAACCUACCGGAUGUUUCCAAAUUUCAAUGGCAUCCUUUCACUAUAUCAUCGGCACCUGAAGAUCCAUACGUAUCAGUACACAUUCGUCAAGUAGGCGAUUUCACCCUGGCUCUAGGAGAUAGGUUAGGCGCCACGAAGGGUAUCGCAAGUCAGAAGCUUGAUUAUCCAGAUGAGAAAGGUGACUAUGAUUAUGGAAGAAGAAAAGAUUUUAUAGAAAUCAAUCCGAAUAGUAUUGGAAAAGGUAUGCCGGUAUUGAGGAUCGAUGGACCCUUCGGUGCUCCUGCGGAAGACGUUUUGAAUUCUGAAGUAGCUGUCCUCAUAGCAGCAGGUAUAGGUGUAACUCCCUUCGCGUCGAUCCUUAAACAUAUCUGGUACGCCCAAAGAUCAGGACAACUCGGUGCGUUGAGGAGAGUAGAGUUCAUAUGGAGUUGUAGAGAUACAGGUACAUUUGGAUGGUUUCAAACUUUGUUAGAAGAGCUCGAAGCUUCUCAAAGCAAUCGUGAGUCGUCAUACGCGGUCAAAUCGAUCACUACCAGUAGCUCACCUCUCGAUUCAUUUUCAGCCGAUUGUCUACGUAUUUCUGUAUAUUUGACCCAGAAGAUGGAUUCUGACACCGUACAGAAUAUAACAAUCAACGACGUUGGAGCAGAGUAUGACCCAUUGACAUUACUUCAAUCUCGAACGUUAUUCGGGAGACCAAAUUACAAACAGAUCUUCCAUUCGUUGUUAUCAGGUAUCGAAAGUGGAUCAUACCUCCCAGGAAGAGAAGCUACUCUCAAAUCCAGAUUAGGCGUUUAUUUUUGUGGUCCAAAUGCCUUAGCAUCGACGAUCAAGAAAGAAGCAUUCGCAGUUAAGAGUAAAUCAGUAGAUGUUAAAUUCUUCAAAGAGCAUUUCUGA
This is a messenger RNA of Kwoniella botswanensis, 1743 nucleotides long. RefSeq lists its product as uncharacterized. Gene Ontology annotation, molecular function: superoxide-generating NAD(P)H oxidase activity. Gene Ontology annotation, cellular component: NADPH oxidase complex; plasma membrane. Gene Ontology annotation, biological process: superoxide anion generation; defense response. The record is from RefSeq and is a predicted model, not a curated record. The transcript has 17 exons. NCBI's taxonomy places the organism in Eukaryota, Fungi, Basidiomycota, Tremellomycetes, Tremellales, Cryptococcaceae. The coding region runs from base 1 to 1743 and encodes 580 amino acids.